GUUUUCCCCCCGCGAAUCAUGAAGUUUUUCAAGACUCUUCGGGUACAAACAUAAGUUCACAAGAAAAGAUGUUGUUCGUAUCGGACGGCGUUGAAAAGGACUCAAAAUCGUUGUCAGCGGAAAUACAGAAGGUAGCGGAGACGGAACCUGUUCGAAAGGAUGUUCACUUCCAAGAUGUGUUGUGUUAUGUGUAUACGUCGGGUACAACUGGAAAUCCAAAGCCAGCUGUCAUCAAGCAUUUCCGGAUGGAGCAAGCAUUGUGCUGUCAUUUGAAAGCCGUAAAGGCAUGCGGAAUAGCAUCCUACUGGAUGCACAUGGACGCGGGUAGCACGCUCACCU
Messenger RNA from Cooperia oncophora, 339 nucleotides. Lineage: Eukaryota; Metazoa; Nematoda; Chromadorea; Rhabditida; Trichostrongylidae. The record is from the annotation of a GenBank genome assembly.